AUGCAUGUUAAUCUUCCCAGUUGGGGUAACCACAAUUCAAGAGUCUACUUCGUUAGGUCAGGAUAUUGGUGGCUCCAACGUCCGACCCAUUCUACAGAGACAACGUUUAGAGUGUGGAGAACGAUUGCGAAGCUGCAGGUUCUACCAAAGAUACGAGUUUUCACUUGGCGUGCGGCGCACGGAGGCCUCCCUGUAGGACGCCAACUUUGGGAGGCAAGUAUAAGAGAUGGUUUAUGUCCCAUGUGUUGUUUGGAGGAGGAAACUAUACUGCAUGCGUUGAGAGAUUGUUUGUAUGUCCAGGCAACAUUUGCCUUAGCAGUUUAUUGUGGGUUCAUAGUUCUUCUCUGGAUUGUGUGGAACGGUCGCAAUACCAAGACUUAUGACGACAAAUUGCAACCUCUAUGGCUUAUCGCGACCAACGCUAAGUUGCUACAACAGGAGAAUCUUUCGGCCCGGAACAACUGUGCUCAAACCAAACCACGUCAUCACUCAUCGGCCAGGGCUUUUUCUGCUGGUAACAGGACGCAUCCUCCUUAUCACUCGGGGUCUUCUAUGCAGGCCGAUAAUGGCCGUUGGAUACCUCUCGUUCAUAGUUUUGUCAAGGUCAACGUUGAUGGCGCCUUUAGUUCCCAACAGAGGUUAGCCACUGUGGGUGUUAUUGCUCGCGACUCGACGGGACUGCCGUUGCGUGGUAUGACUAUUUCCUCUCUUUCCUGUGUGGAAGUCGGAUUGGGGAAAAUACAUGCUUUUGUUGCUGGUUUAAAGUUUGCUUGUGAGAAUCAAUGGAAAAAGGUGGUGUUUGAGUCCGAUUCAUCCCUGGUUGUUAACAAAUUGAACUGUGUCACAGAGGAUCUCUCCACCCUUGGCUUUCAUCUCCAGAUAUAG
Hibiscus syriacus is the source of this 885-nucleotide messenger RNA. RefSeq lists its product as uncharacterized. The record is from RefSeq and is a predicted model, not a curated record. Bases 1 to 885 code for a protein of 294 amino acids. NCBI's taxonomy places the organism in Eukaryota, Viridiplantae, Streptophyta, Magnoliopsida, Malvales, Malvaceae. Gene Ontology annotation, molecular function: RNA-DNA hybrid ribonuclease activity; nucleic acid binding. The transcript has 2 exons.